This is a messenger RNA of Chlamydomonas reinhardtii, 5552 nucleotides long. RefSeq lists its product as uncharacterized. Gene Ontology annotation, cellular component: plasma membrane. The transcript has 32 exons. The record is from RefSeq and is a predicted model, not a curated record. The coding region runs from base 287 to 4396 and encodes 1369 amino acids. Gene Ontology annotation, molecular function: calcium-activated cation channel activity. NCBI's taxonomy places the organism in Eukaryota, Viridiplantae, Chlorophyta, Chlorophyceae, Chlamydomonadales, Chlamydomonadaceae.
CUUCAGCAGUCUACAACGUUGAGUUCGCAUUAGACAAGAGUACAGUGAAGCCGCUGGCUUGGAUCCUGCUACAGGAUGAAAAUGUGCAUGGUGGGAGCGGUUUGUUAGUGAUGCGAUCGCAGCGCCAGCACAAAUAGCCCCGCAAGUACCAAAUUGCUAUAUUUGGUUUGGGUAUACAGCGUCACAACUUUACAUUGGCUCGUCGCGGGCCUCGAGCGCCAGCACCGGGUGCACGCUCCAGAGCUCGCAGCACGUCGCGUCGCCUUGCUUCCGAGCGGCUGGCAACAUGGCUGCGGGGAGCUCCUCUGUCCUGAGCAGCUUUCUACUGAACCUUUACAUCUGCCUUGGCUGUUUUGGGGCGUUCGCUUGGUUUCGCGUAACUCCAUGGGCGAGGCGCUUCUUCAGUCCGCGAAGGUUUGCGACAGAUCUGGACCUGAAGCCACUGCGGCUUCCCAAUGGAUGGGUCAGCUGGAUCCUACCUGUCAUUCGCUACAGAGAGGAGGACAUCAUUGAUGAGGCGGGCUUGGAUUGCGCCAUUUACCUGCGCAUCCUCCGCUUUGGCAUCUUUCUGUUCCUCGGGGCCUCGCUCUGGUGCAUUAUUGCUGUGUUACCAGUGAAUAUGACCUCGGGAGAGAUUGAUCGACUACUUGCACAGCCGGAAAGCAACAAUGGUACAGUUGUGAAUGGGCAGGAGUACAAGUUCACGGACUUUGACAAGUACUCGCUGUCUAACGUGGAGGGCGGCAGCGCCAAGAUGUGGGUGCACGCCAUCUCCGUGUACGCCGUCGUGCUGUACACCAUCUGGCUCCUGUCCCGCUUCAACCGGGAGUCGGUGCUGCUGCGCCUGAUGUUCCUGGGUAACGCCAAACGCGGCGGCCCCAGCCACACCGUGUUGCUCACCGACGUGCCAGGCAUCAGCGAGGCGGUGUCUAAGAAUGCCAAGCUGGAGCGCGAGGCCUCCAAGAGUGCGCGCAGCGGCAGCAAGGGCAAGGGGCGGUCCGGCAGCGGCGGGUCCAACCCGUCCCUGGCGGUGGAGCUGGUGGACAAGGGCACGGACACGGCGGGGCUGGAUGGAGCCGACGGUGAUGACGUGGACGUGGAGGCGGGGCGGGCCAAGAAGGGUGCCGGCAAGGCGGCGGGCGGUGGCCUCUUCAGCUUCUUGGGCUUCGGCGCGCGGCCUGCUGCGCCAGCUGACGCCAAGCAGCAGCCAGCAGGAGCACCUGCGGCCACGGCGGGCAAGGACGUGGUGGCUAAGGGCACCUCCAUCACAAAGGAAGCCUCGACUGCACCUCCCCUGCCGGCCGCCGCUGUCAAAGUGAAAACGACGAACGUGAUGUCCACGCCCACCUCAACCUCCUCCUCGGGAGGCGAACCCGCCUCCUCGGACCUGCCUAUGCUGCGCCCCACGCCGCCGCUGCAGCAGCAGCAGCAGCAGCCGAUGUGGGGCGGCGCCAAGGUUAUGUCCCACAGCGCGAGCGGGGCCUAUUCCCGCAACUCCGCCUUUACCACCACCAGUGCCGGCACCACGCCGCCACGCGUCAGCGCCGCCGGCUACCCCGGCGCUGCCGCCCCUGGCUUUGCCACGCUGACCCUGGCCAACGGCGUGGGGGCGCCGGAGGCCGCCGAGGACGCGUCGGUGCAGCGUCGGCGCGAGGAAGCUGUCGCCGCUGCGGCGGCGGCGAUUGCUAAGCUGGCCCCACUGAACCGGACUGAGUCUGCGUCCUCCAUCACCCUCACAGUCCCCCAAGGUGCAGCAGGCGCUGCGGGCGGUGCGGCAGGCGGUGAGGACGGCAACGACGGUCCGCCCAAGAGCAGCGAUGGCGGCCUCCGCCGCCGCCGCGUUCAGCCCAGCCCGGCCGACAUCGCGGCGGUGGCCGCGGCCGCUGGGUUUGCAGAGCUGGGCGACGGCGCCGUCGACGACGACGAAGAGGAGUGCGGUGACGUCACUGGCGGCGCCCAGCCGGCGCUCCCGCAGUCCUACGGCGCCGCCGAUGGCGCUAAUGGCGCCUCGCCCAAGGCACCAGCCACGGAGGCCGCUGGCGGGGCCGCUGCCACGGGCACGCCGUGUGCGGGAGAUGAUGUGGAUGAGGAGGCGGUGGCGGCGGCGGCCACGGGCGGCAAGCUGGAGCAGCCGCGUGUGCCGGGGGCUCUGUACGGCGACGCGUUGGUCGCGGAGUUGGACGUGCCCGAGCCGGAGAACAACAUGGCUGUGCUGCCGGAGUGGGGCGUGGACCUGUCCCCGCUGGAGCCCAGCCGCCGCACCACCAAGCGCUACAACUACGACCUGGCUGACACCUCGCUGGACGCAGUGGCGCAGGCGCGAGCCAAGCUCAAGGGCGUGACGCCGCAGCAGAUGAUUGCGCGGGAGUUCGCUCUGGUGUACCAGCCUACCACCGUUUCGGCCGUCAACGUGAUCCAGGACACGGGAGGGCUGGAGCCGCUGGUGGAGGAGUACAACAAGAUCCGCGAGGAGCUGGAGGACUACCUGGACAUGCUGCAGCUGCGGCUUAAGCUGAGGAAGAAGGCGGAGCCGAAGGUGCUCAGCAAGCUGGGCAUGGCGUACGGCGAGUGGGGCAAGUCCUACUUUGGCACCAAGUGGUUUAAAAAGGUGGACGCCGUCACCUUCUGGCUGGACCGGCUGAGGUACCUCAAGGGCCAGAUCAUUGAGCAGCAGGCCAUCGCGGCCAAGAAAGUGGCGCCCUCCGCCUUCAUCACCCUCAAGACCCGCCAGGCCCAGGCCGUCAGCUCCAACUCCAUGCACCACCACAACGUGACCACCUGGCGCGUGCAGGGCGCGCCCGCGCCCUUCGAGGUGAUCUGGAAGAACCUGGCGCUGACGCUGCCCAUCAAGUCCGGCCGCAACUGGAUCCUGUGGGCGGCCUUCUGGGCCAUGACGCUGUUCUUCAUGAUCCCGGUCACGCUUAUCCAGGCCAUGAUCGAGGUGCCCAAGCUAGCGGCCAUCCCGGUGCUCGGUGACAUCGUGACGGCGCCGGUGGUGAAGCAGCUGCUGGAGGCCAUCGUUCCGGGUCUGGCGCUCAAGGUGUUUCUGGCCGUCGUGCCCAUCAUCCUGCGCAUCAUGGCCAUCCAGUCCGGCGCCACCUCCCUGUCGGAGGUGGACUUUGGCGUCACCAGCCGCUUCUUCCUCUUCCAGGUGGUGGUGGUCUUCUUCGGCAACAUCAUCGCCGGCUCCUUCUUCAACCAGGUCACGCAGUUUGUGAAGAACCCCACCGGCGUGUUCAACAUCCUGGGCAAAGCCAUCCCCAUGACGUCAACCUUCUUCAUCACCUACGUCAUCACAAACGGCCUGUCCGUCAAGUCGCUGGCCUUCCUGCGCCUGCCGGGCUUUGUGAUCUUCUGGCUGCUGUCCAAGUUCGCGGGCAGCCCCCGCGCGCGGCAGCGCAUGUGGAUGUACCAGUACACGGACAACGGCACCACAGUGGUGGACCACACAAUCGUCGUGCUCAUCGGCCUGACCUUCUGCUGCAUCAACCCCAUCGUGUGCCCCGCCGCGAUGGCCUACUUCCUGGUCACGUCCAUCGGCGAGCGCUACAACAACAUCUACGUCUUCAGGCGCCGUUACGAGAGCGCCGGCAAGCUUUGGAAGACGGUGUACAACCAAGUCAUGAUCGGCCUCUACAUCAUGCAGAUCACCAUGCUGGGCCUGCUGGCCAUCAAGAAGUUCAAGGCCACGCCCGUGCUGUUCCCGCUGCUGUUCUUCACCAUCGGCUGCCACAUCUCCACCCUCAGCCUGUACCGCCGGCCCUGGUCUCUGACGGCGCUGCACGACGCCGCCGACCUGGACAUGUGGGAGGCCCAGCGCCGCCGCCAGGAGCUGAUGGAGGCGGCCAAGAAGGAGCGCAAGGACGCUGCGCGCCGCCGCGUGUUGGCGCUGGCGGCCACGUCCGCGGAGGAGGGCCGCGCGCUGCUGCUGCGCCGGCCCAUCCGCAUCGGCAAGACCGAGCUGCGGCUGCGGCGCGCGGCCAAGGACGACGCGGCGGCGCUGGAGCUGACGCCGGCGGAGCAGCGCGAGAUUGCGGACAUGUACAAGAACCCCUGCUUCAAGGUGGCGCUGAGCGACCUGGACGAGGUGGCGGCGCUGGCGGCCGACCUGAUUCCCCGCGUGGCGCUGCUCAACACCUGGCUGGCCGAGGUCAAGCAGCACGCCAAGAAGACCAAGGCCGCCAAGAAGGCCGGCAAGGGCGACGCCGGCGGCGCCUCCAGGCCGCCGGCAGCGCCGGCCGGGCUGAACGCGCCGCCGGGCGAGCUGGCGGCGGCGGCGGCGGCGGCGGAAGCUGGCGGGAAGGUGCUGGAUCCCAGCCGGCCGCCGCCGGAGGUGACCAAGUACGACUUCAAGCCGCCGCUGGAUGUGGAUGACGAUGACGGGGCCUCGCAGUAAUGAAAACCACAGAAGCCGGAGCACUAAAAGCGAUGAGGGGCAGCUAGCCCGUGUGUGCUACGGGGCCGCCCGCAGGUAAGCGGGCACACGCAACGCGAUGCACACGGAGGUGGCCGCUGUAUGUGUGUCAAGACAGCCCAUGGGUAAGGGCACGAGGGACUUAACCCCCUAGUUCAUGGUUGGGUCGCCUGUGUGUGUAUCGAAGCUAGCACAUGGUGGAAGUGCGUGUGUUGCGCAGUGUGGCGCUGUGGUGUGCGUACAGUCGGAGGGCGUCGUAUUUGAUGGACUCGUACACUUGUUUUGUUGGCUAGCGGAAUGGGCAGCCCUAAAGAAACCCCCCUCCCGACUUCACUUCUUACUUAAUCAUGAAUGUAACUCCCGCCCCCCAGUUUGGUUUAGUAUGGGCUGGUAUUCACAACCCCGCCCUCCAUCUGGAGCGGUUUAAGAGAAUCGUUCAAGAUGCUCGGCCCUACGAGGCCUCGAAGGCUCUGUAUGCUCUUUGUUAUGAGGUUGAAGUGUCAUGUGGCUCGUGAUGAGUGUGAUGGCUCUGGAUGAAUAAAUAACAGGAUGCCCGGAUGUGUCCAUGUAUGAAGUUACGAGGCACCACAGGGAUAGAGCGAAAGCUUACCGUAUUUGACUGGGUGUGGUAGGUGAUCAUUUGGACGUCAAAGUACGUGCAUAGCCAUCAUGUCAUUCAUGUGCGGUCCAUGUGGACCUGCCGUGUGUGUCGACUGUUUCCAGGUGAGCCCAGAAGCCUAGGCUUUCUGCAGGCUUCCCCUGAAGCGAACGGGAUUCAAGAAUUGGAUGCAGUGGCGCUAGUACGAUUUACUUCCGGUCUGAGAUCUCUUUGCGUGUGGGCAUUGCCUGAGUGCCCUGGUCUUGGGGCAUGCUAGUAUCUAUUAUUGAAGGCUGGCCAUCGGAGACCGACGUCAGGCACGUAGGCACAUGUGUACAACAAGCCUGCCUCAGGCGCUGCCCCUUUCUCGGCGGGUGGGGAGUCCGCGACCUGCAUGACUUGACGGUGGUUGAGUGGGUCCAUCGCGAUGGAACAUGGCAAGGGGCAGGAAAGCGUAGUCCCGAUGUGUGUGGCUCCCACCCGUGCCCACAUAAAUGCGUAGCAAGAAGGGACAAGGCAAGUGUAGUGCGACCGAGCGAC